Messenger RNA from Naegleria gruberi, 1306 nucleotides. RefSeq lists its product as uncharacterized. The record is from RefSeq and is a predicted model, not a curated record. The coding region runs from base 89 to 1291 and encodes 400 amino acids. NCBI's taxonomy places the organism in Eukaryota, Heterolobosea, Eutetramitea, Acrasida, Naegleriidae. Gene Ontology annotation, molecular function: ATP hydrolysis activity; ATP binding. Gene Ontology annotation, biological process: reciprocal meiotic recombination; meiotic recombination checkpoint signaling. The transcript is spliced from 4 exons. Gene Ontology annotation, cellular component: chromosome; nucleus.
AGCAAGUCUUCCACCAGUUCAUAUUGAAGUUUGUCUAAAACAACAAAGUACUGUCAAACCUAAACUUAUUCAAGAUGCUGUACAUGAGAUGAUUAUCAAUAGGAGGCCAAUUAUACAGGACGGAAUCAUUCCAAUACAAUUAUCUUCAUUAUCUUCCGAGAAUAAUCAACAACACCAACUUUCGGAAAGGGAAGAAUUAAUUGUAAAACAUGUUAAACAAAUUAAAAUUGUGGAUUUGGAACAACAUCCAGCCUACAAUGGACCAAUUCUAUUUAACCAAGACGUAACUUUUAUAAUUCAUGUUUUUAAAUCUACUGAUGAAGAACCAAUAGAGGAAACAACAGAUGAGGGAGGUGAUGUUGAAGAGGUUACUGCUUGUAAACAAUCGACACUUCCUAAUGAUUCAUUUGAUGGAUUGUGGGAAAGUUUGAUUUUUGAUGAAAAUGUAAAAUAUAAUUUAUUGGAAUAUGCUGCAACAACAAUGCGUUUUUCUGAUUUGGGUGUUGACCAAAAUUUAAUUAGUUGGAAUAGAGUUGUGUUACUCUAUGGACCUCCAGGAACAGGAAAGACAUCUUUAUGUAAAGGAUUGGCCCAGAAACUGGCAAUUAGAAUGUCACACAGAUAUCCAUCAGGAGGUACAUUAAUAGAAAUUAAUUCACACAGUUUAUUCUCAAAAUGGUUUAGUGAAAGUGGAAAACUAGUAAUGAAAUUAUUCAAGAAAAUAUUCGAAAUUGUAGAAGAUGAGGAAUCAUUUGUAUGUGUUUUGAUGGACGAAGUUGAAUCACUGACGGCUGCCAGAAAGAGUGCUCUUUCAGGAAGUGAGCCUUCAGAUAGUAUCAGAGUUGUAAAUGCUCUAUUAACACAAUUGGAUCAAUUGAAGAGGUAUAAGAAUGUCCUCAUUUUAACAACAUCAAACAUUACAGAGGCAAUUGAUUUGGCAUUUGUUGAUCGAGCAGAUAUUAAGCAAUAUAUUGGACCACCUUCCGCUAAGGGAAGAUAUUCAAUUUUGAGAUCAUGCCUUGUAGAGUUGAUGAGAGUUUCAGUUAUCAAACCAAAUGUAAUAAUACCAAAAUGGACAGAUAAGGAGGCACCAGAAAAUUCCUAUGCAUUAAAGCUGAAAGAAAUUGCAGAGAGUUGUGAGGGUUUGAGUGGAAGAUCUCUGAGAAAACUUCCAUUCCUUUCUCAUGCUUUCUAUCUUAAUCACAUUAAUGGCUCUGUAGAUUUGUCUCAAUAUUUGAAUGCUAUCGAUACUGCCAUCAAGAAUAAGAUUUUAAAUUUGAGUGGCGAUUAAACUUGUUCAGUUAGU